Pectinophora gossypiella (pink bollworm) is the source of this 1113-nucleotide messenger RNA. It is a transcript of the gene oaf, whose product is annotated as out at first protein. The transcript has 6 exons. NCBI's taxonomy places the organism in Eukaryota, Metazoa, Arthropoda, Insecta, Lepidoptera, Gelechiidae. Bases 98 to 910 code for a protein of 270 amino acids. The record is from RefSeq and is a predicted model, not a curated record.
UCUUUUUAAACGUAACUUUAAAGUCAAAGUUAUUACUAGAGAGGAAUUAAUUAGCGAUGUUUUGAAUUACGAUUUUUAUACACAUUUUGAAGGAAAAAUGGAUAAACUGGCUUUUAUUACUUUUAUAAUUUAUUUGCUUGCCCAGCCUACAAAUUUGCAACUUCUUAUAAAUGUCAAGAACCAGGGUGGCGACGUUAUUCAGGAGAAUAUAACAGCGAAUGUGUCGGAGGAUACUAUCACCCUGGAGUUCUUGCGGCUUGACGGGGUCCACGUUUCGCAACUCGUAGACUUUACUAACGAAGUAGAGGCUAUGCGGAUAGUGAUUCCGGGCGAAGAGGAGCUGGGCCAGACUGGCCACCAGACCGUCUGCUUCCUCACACAUGCUGCUCAGGCUGACUUCAUUGCCCCUGAUGCCAUGGCUAAACUAAGACAGAAAAACCCAGGCACGGUACGUGUAGCGGAGGAAGAUAAGGGGUGGCGGCAGACGACGGCGACGGCGUGGGCGGGCCGCGCGGCGCGCCUGCUGUCCGCCGCCGCUGCGCGACACUGCGCCGCCGCGCGCGAUCGCGUCUACCUGCGCGCCGCGGACCUCGCGCGCUGGGCGCCGCGACCUGGUAUGGAGCAGUCAUCAUACUCCUCAGCUGUGACUCCAUUUCCUCCUCAUGCACUAGCUUCCGACAAUGUCGACGGCUCGCCUGCAAUCGGCGCGUGCGUCGCAGAAGCCGACACUACCAAGGAAUGCCUGUGUCAUAUUGAGGUAUGUGUAAAUUGGUAUCCUUGUGGUCUGAAGUACUGUAAGGGCAAGCCGCAGGGUGGGCUGAGCUACCGCUGCGGCAUCAAGACAUGUCACCGCUGCUACCGCUACCACUACUACGUGCGGCGCCGCGACGCCUGCCUCAGCUACACAUGACGCCGCGCCCCGCCGUCACUCGCGCACCUCACGCUGCGCUCUCCGUGCCAAACUGACCAUCUAGUCGCUUUAAUUCUAGCUUACCUGUACUUUCACAAAGACUAAUUAUUUUACCUUGUGACAAUACUGUGUAUCUCUCGUGUACAUAUUUUGCUAAGUGUAUUUUAUUGUAAGUGAAGUAAAAUAAAUUUUGUAAGCUGUCA